AUGUGGCGAAGACCGCGAAAUUAUUCUAAGGACAGCCUGGCCAAUCUUGCUUCACGUUGUCCACCAGGUCUGUUCGUGGUUUCUUCCCAGGACUCCUUCAUGCAGGUUAGCGAGGGCUUCUGUGAGAGAUUUGCAGCAGCGGCGCUGACGGACAGUUCCAGCUGCAAAGGUGUUGUUACGGCUAUGGCCGUGGCACUGCCCAUCGAAGAAGUUGCGGAGCGCUAUGGUGCAUAUGCAUUAGACGCAGACGGCACCGUGCGGCAGCUGCUGUUCCGGGAAUCUGCCGAGACCCUGCGAAUCCAGGCGCAAAUAGGCUCUUCGAGAUGUACUGCGAAGGCGUGUGGAGUUGUUUUCUUCGAUGCAGCAGCUGCCACGCAGCUGCUGCACCUGGCCUUCGAUCCAUCGUUCGAGGCAUGUUCAUAUCUGGGCAUCGACAAUGGUGCGACACCGCGAGGUUUCUCGCUGUACUUGGACCUACUUGCCGCCAUGGGCACCGAGGUGGACUUGGACCACUUCUGUGCUGCCGGGAAUGAAGUCGAGCCGGUCCUGCGUCAGGCAAUUUGUAAGGGGCUGCAAGGUUUUCGUUUGACUGCAGCAGUCUUGGAGACACAGGAUGCUCAGUAUCGCUUUGUUCGCUCCACGCACGACUUUGUGCAGCUUCUUUCCUCGCUGCACUCGUGCUCAGAGCCAGAGGUGCAAUGCUUCAGCAGUUAUUUGGAAGAGCCUGCUCGUGUGGACACGUCCGCCUUCGUGGUGAACGCCGUCCUUCACAGCUGCUGUGACGUUGCCAUGGAGGCCAUAGUGGAAAGUUCCGCAUUGGAGGAUUGCCGAGUGGAGCAGGGAGCUGUGUGCAGCGGCCUUAAGCGGCUGCGUGGGCUGGCCAUUCCGUCCGGGAUUUGGCUUCAGCAGGUGGCGCUGCUGCCAUCCGGGCAGAGCCAGGCCACUUCCCGAUGCUGCUUGCUGACAUUGGGAGUUGGCGAUGAGGUGUCUAUGCGGAAUGGGACCGUGCUGAACCAGACUUGGCAGGAGCUUUUCGCAAACACAGGACUUUGUGCCGCCGAUGUUUGGCCUGAUGGCAGAGGUACGUUGCACACUGCGUGCUUAUUCCCCAUCGUUCCCUCGCAGGGAACAGCCAGUGGGAGUGUCUCCAACCUGGCCUUGGUUUGGGUGGAUUACAUCGUUGCCUGCAGACAGCCGGCUGCAGCCCGCCCUUCUUGUCUGGAUCUUUGGCGGCGCUCCUGGAAAGAUUUGCUGUUGCAUUCGGAGCGCUUAUCCCUUCACGAUGUGGCUUUGCGGGCUGAUGUGGGUGUGGAGUUGGAGUGGCAGGACACGAUAGCUGCAGAAGCCAAUGUGCUGCGCGUGAAGCAGUUGCUGUUGGAGCAGAAGGAUGCACCAAUCACGCACAUUCUGAAGGACGAGGUGCGUCGAGGAAGGCUGGGGUUGCUUGACAGUUUGGACGAGGUGGCUGCGAGUGAGGCAACACCUCUGGAUGUGGCAGCACGCUCCCUUGCUCAGGUGGCGGAAGUCCUGGCCUCCAUUGCCGGGUCGGCAGGUGGACUGCGUUCCGGCAGUGCUCGGAAUGUGCAGUGGCGGAAAGCCUUGCAGCUGCUUGCGAGCUUCGAGCCAAGGUGUCGCAAAGAAGCAGUGCGGCUCAUGACGCUGAUUCGAUCCCACUGGUUGCUAGACGGCCCUGUGGCUACCAUGCGGGCUGCACGGCAUUAUGAAGCAGCAGCACAGGUGCUGAUCCUCACUGCAGUUGCAACGUGCUCGAAGUUCGUUACAAUUUCGCCGGCUGGGCAGAUGAAGCCUGAGGGGUGCUGGGCAGUGGUGGAAGCGCCGGCACGGAUUGAUCUUGCUGGCGGUUGGUCUGAUACGCCGCCAAUCUGCUACGAGCACGGCGGAGCUGUUGUGAACGUGGCAGUGCGUGUUGAUGGCCGUCGGCCUUUGGGAGCCAGAGCCUUGCGUAUGUCACAGCAGUUGGAAUUGGUUCUGGAGACCUGGAACAAGGACCUUGGUCCAGUUGAGCCGAGUCACACUGCAGUGGUUUGCCGCAGCCUCGCCGACCUUCAAGAUUACAAUUCACCAAGCGCGCCUGCAGCUCUGUUGAAGUGCUGUGUCCUUUGCUGCGGCAUCGUGUCCCUAGGGACCGGCACACUGCAGCAGCAGCUGCGAAGUGCAGGAGGUGGCUUGCGGCUCGCAACAUGGAGUUCCUUGCCACAGGGAAGCGGCCUGGGCAGCUCUUCCGUUUUGGCGGCCGCGGCGGUCAAGGCCUUGAUGGCAGCUUUCGGUUUGGACAUGGAUGCGGAAUCUCUCAUCCAUGCGGUUCAGAAUGUCGAGCAGAUGCUGACCACGGGUGGAGGCUGGCAAGACCAGGUUGGUGCGAUUCUGGGUGGUGCAAAGCUCACGCGCAGCAAAGCCUCGCUACCACUGAGAGUCUUGCCGGAGCAGCUACCACUGCAGCCCUCAUUUUCAGAAGAAUUCGAAUCGCGCCUCUUGUUGAUAUUCACUGGCCGGCCACGUUUGGCAAAGCAUUUGCUGCAGAAUGUAAUCCGUCGAUGGUUCAGCCGCGUACCGGAGAUCUGUGAGACCGUCAAAGGUCUGGUCGACAACGCGCAGGACUGCGCAGAGGCCAUUCGAGCCGGCGAUGUCGAAGAGGUUGGCCGGUGUCUGUCGCGGUAUUGGGCCCAGAAGCAAGUGAUGGCUGCUGGCUGCGAGCCACGGCCGGUUGGGCAGCUGCGGAAAAUCUUGGAGGCUGACCUACUAGGUUUCUCCUUAGCUGGUGCUGGGGGCGGUGGCUUCGGAACUCUUUUGAUGCGCAAACCUUCAGCCAAAGAGAGGGUGCAGCAGGCACUGGGCCAGUGUCCGGGCUUGGAGGACGCCUAUGUCUGCGAAGCAACGAUCGAUCAUGUGGGCAUGGAGUUGGCCUUGGAUUCUGUUUUCGAGACGACCUCCCUGCUGCCGGAUGCAGCGUUAGCAGAUGUUGUUGGUGCCCUGGGCCGCAACUUGAGGACUGCGGACACAGAGGAGGGGACUUUGAUUCUUCACCGCAUGGUCGACCUCUGCAAUUUCAACUUGGCGCGGCUCUUCCUGGUGUGGGACUCCAUUCUCAACACAAUCACGGAGGUCUGCACAGCGGAGGAGAAGACGGAGCUCCGCGGCCAAGCUGCAACAACCCUCUGCUUGAUACUUGGACAGGCUCUGAGGAAAGGUGCGCUAGCUUUGGCAGACCAUCCGGAGGAAGCUCAAGAUGAACUGCUCCGCCACCUGGAGGUUCUCCUUCGGAGUCCGCAUGAGGACACAAGGGCCAGGAUAUGUGAGGCCAGAAGUUGGGCGGGGCAUCCAGAGACGGGAGCCUUCAUGGCAGAGUCGGAAGUAGCGAUAGCCGUCUUGCCCUCGGUUCCUGAAACCAAGCUUCUUCGACCAGAGAAGCAGCUAGAGAUCUACCACUAUGCCUCGCAGCUGUAUGAGUUCAGAGAUGCCAUCCUGGCAUUUUGGCGAGAGGAGCUCUCCGAAUCCUCCCAGCUUCCAGACGCUUAUCGCGCAGCGGCCCAGGCGGUGAAGGUUCAGUGGCAAGGCCACGGUACGUGGCCGUCGUUGGCAGAAUUAAAGGGCAAGAAGGUGUUUGGGCAUGCAUCAGUUGUUAAGUUCUUGGUGCUUCCAAAUCUCCCGGAGUCGGCCGCUUGCGUAUUCUUCCAACAGCGGCCGCGUGUCGCCCGUGUAUCCUCCGAAGAGACACCUUGGACCUUUGCUGAAGGGCAAUUUGCGGACCCUAUUGCCGACUUGGAAGCCAAUCGGUCUGCGGUGAUUAUGCACAUGGACAGCUUCCUCAAAAAUUCGAUUGUUAUUGCCAACCCGCUGUUGCGGAGCCAUUCCUGCUUUGCCACGGCUUCGGAAGAACUGGCACGUGGCAUUGCACGAGAUGCAGGGGCUUGGAGGAGGUUGUUGAAGACGGAACAGGAUCUCUUCAGCCAAGCUACAGCUCUUCUAAUCCGACAGGUGCUCAAGCUUGGACCUGCAGUCGUGACAGCCACCGUCACCCCGAAGAAGCCACGCAAGGGUGCUGAUGACAAGACUGACCCGGACGUGACGAUGGAAACACCAGAAAAAGAUCUACAGCCAGGGAAGGACGCAACGUUGCGUCCGGAACAGGAGGAGCAGCGGGCGUACUCCAGACUACUGGACAGCAUGCUGCAGGAGCUGGACUACUUCACCGAACCGUUCCAGUCUCUGCGAUGGCUGGACAACAAGAAGCAACUACUCGUGUACUACCAUGCCGCACAAUUGAACGAAAGACAGGACAGUGUGCUGGCAGCAUUGCGCCAAGCACGUGGUGCACCCUCGCCGCAGGUGGAAGAUCUUCCCCCCCCCUACGGACAAGCGGUGGCACGGGUCACGGACGAAGUGAACAAGCUGAUCCCCGAGGGGCAAAACUUGCGGAAGGUCUUCAGUCAUGAUCACGUCAUCCGCUUCCACGCUCUCAAAGGCGUUCCUGUCCCACGGACCUCUUGCAUUUUCUUGCGUGAACGACCCCAGUGCUCAAGUGAUGUGCUACGGAAAACACCAUCAAUCUUUCGUGAUUUAAUUCGAUACAGAAACCAGGGGAGUCCCCUCAUGGAGCUCGAACACCACCAGCUCGCUCUGGUGCUGACUGUCCACGAUCGAAAUCCGCGCGCUUUCGUGGUAAUCAGCCCUCUCUUCGAGAAACCUUCGCUCAUUGAAGGCGUGUGUGGUGGCUCAUGGAGUGAAAUCCAGGAAGCUCUGAAGGAUGAGCUGGCCGACCUCAUCAGAAGAGAAUCUGAUGCUUGGAGAGCUUUCAUCCAAAGCCAUGCCGACAUGGUGAGCAAGGAUUCGCUAAAGAUCGUACAACGAGUGCUGAAGACGUGUCAGCCAGGUUCUGGCUUCGGUGAAUAUGCGAUCCGGGUGAUGCAGGACGUAGAUGAAGCAAACCAGGCUCGCGAGUUGGCAGAGAUGAAGUACGCGGAAGCAGAGCAGCGCUGGGACAUGGAGGCACAGCUGGCACUUGCUGAUGCAGACACUCGAUGGCGCGACGCAAGGAAGAAGGCGGAUCAGCAUGCCGCAACUAUUCAAAAGGCAAAGCUGCGUGCCAGAAGCAAGGCAGCCAGGAUAAAGGACAAAGCAGCAAAGAGAUUGGAGCAGGAACGCUUGGCAGCUGAGGAACGCCUGGAGACCCAGAAAGUUGCUCACCGCGAGGAGGUUGCAGAUCUCACGAAGGAGCUGGAAGAAGCCAAAGGUGUGAGAAAUCGUAUGGAAAGCCUGGCCUCAGAGCAGAAAGAAGAGGUGCAGUGCCUGCAAGAUGCGAAGCUUGAAUUGCUACAUGCUCUCUCGAAGAUGGAUUCGCUUUGCCGUGCCGAAACACAGAUGCUGCGCACUAAGAAUGUCGUCCUCAAGCAACAUCUCAAGCAAACGAAGAAAGGCCAAAAGGAGACCUUGAGAGCGGCUGAGGCCAAGUUCCUGGAGGUGCAGACAGCCACGAUAGAGGAACAGCAGAAGCUCAUCAAAGAGGCUGAUUCGCAGGUCUGUACCGCACGCCGAGAAGCAGCUGCAGCUGCUGCAGCCAAGGCUGCAGCAGAGGGAAAGGCCGCGGAAGCCAUGGCACAAGCGGUAUCAGCAACGGCGAAGGCAGACGAGGCCAUGGCGACCGCUCGCCAAGCUACCGCGACUUUGGAAGUGCAGACCGCGACCAUGCAAAGGACCACACAGAUGAACGCAGGUCUUCGAGUGGAGGCGACGGAAGCAAAGGCUGAAGCAGCUGCCGCGCUGCAGGAAGCGCAGGCCAAUGCCGAGCGGCAAAACAAAGUUGCAAAAGAGCUCGAAGCUCGCACCGAGGAGCUGCGCUCAUCGCUCCAAUCGACCGACAAGCUGAAGGCCAACAUCGAAGAGAUGCAAGCGAGGGAGGUCGAGUUCGAGCAAGCGCUCGUCAAAGCGCAGGUUGGUGCUGACGCACUCAGUUCAGAUCUGCGGAUUGCUCGAGCAGAGACGCAGGCCGCGCGAGAUGAGGCUGCCGCCCUCGCCACCAAGUGCACCAAGAUCAGCAUCGAAGCUGCAAAGGUGCCACAACUCCAAGAAGACCGAAGGCAAUUGGAGCAGCAGUUGGGUGAGAUCUCCCAAAUGGCUUCGCGCGCUGAUGCACUACAACUGGCGGAGAAACAGAUGCAGAACAAACUCUUGCAAGUGCAAGCGGAGCUGCAGAACAAGAAUGAGCUGCUUUCACAAGUCCAGGAAUCAAACAUGGCUUUGAGGAUCCGGAUGGCAGAAGCAGACGAGAAGCUCACAGAAGUGCAGGAGCAGCUGGCGGAGAAGCUUCGACCAGCGGCAGCUGCUGAGGAUGCGCUGCGCAAAUCGGACGCCCAGAGGGAAGAAGCAGAGGCCAGAGCCAAAGCAGCCGAAGCUGCGGCAAGAGAGGCACAAGCCUUCGUGGCGGAGAUGACCAUCAGAGCAGAGCGGGCUGAGAAGGCCCAGCAGGCACUGGAGAAGACCGAUGUCCAGACAAAGGCUGCACUAGCUGCACAAGCCCAACAGGCUGCCCAUCUCACCGAGAAGUGUGCGUCCCUGAACGCCGCUCUGUCAUCGGCUGCAGAUCGAGCAGAGCUGGCAACUUCAGCAGCAACCAAGGCUCAGCAAGAUGCCAACAUGAAGGAGGCAGAGAUCGCCGUCCUGAAGAAGUCUCUGCACGCCGUGCAGGUGUCGAACAAAAGUCUGCGAGCUGAAGCAAUGCAGGCAGAUCACGAUGCCAAAGCCGCGCUAUCCGUGUGCGAAGCUUUAAGGCAGAGCAGCUCCCGCGCAGAAGAGGAGGCUGAGCGAGCCGUGGAGACUGCGAAGGCAGCAGAAGCAAAGGCCGAAGCAUGCGCGGCCGACCUUGAGAAGUUUCAACAGAAGCACCAAGAAGUGGUCGACCAGCUUGCAAAGAUGCAGAAGACUGCAGAAGGAGCAGAGGAGAAGAUUGCAGUGGCAAAAGCCGAAGAAAGGAAGGCCAAGUCGCAGCUUGCAGCGCAAGCCUCGGAAGCAAAGCGGCUCUCGUCGCUCUGUGCUGGCCUCCACGCGGACGCCAAAGCGACGGCCGCGAAGGUAUCUUCUAUGGAGCAAAGAGCCCUCACGGCAGAGGCUGAGAAGAAGGUGGCCCUGGCGUCGUCUGAGCUUAGAGAGGACGAUGUGAAGCGAAUCGCUGCCGGUCCCAGCGAACCGAGCUUUCCCGACGAAGACAGGUUGGUGGCAGAGUUGGAGGCACUGCUUGAACAGUCUUCGGAUGAUCAGCGAGAGGCCACAGAUGUUGCAGAGGGGGCAGCUCCGACGAAACGACGCCGAUCUGAAUCCGACGGUUUCGCUGCCGAGGUCGUCUUGAACCCCGCCCUUGAACCUGCCGUCGACGGCCCACGUGUGGGAUAUGCUGUGCCUCUCCGUCGAGUCCGGACAAAGAGUGUUGGACAAGUGGGGAGCUGA
Molecule: messenger RNA, 7458 nt
Organism: Symbiodinium sp. CCMP2592
Lineage: Eukaryota; Dinophyceae; Suessiales; Symbiodiniaceae
Source: the annotation of a GenBank genome assembly